AUGCAACAACAUAGUGUGCUCUGGAUCUUCAAAUCGCUGAGUCCUACGAUUGCAGAAGGAGUUUUAUACCUUGAAGUUGCAUCGGAUGUCUGGAAUACUCUGAAGAAGAGGUAUUCUCAGGUUGAUUCACACAGGAUUGCUGAAUUGCAGAAUGAGAUCUUCAAAUGUUCUCAAGUCAUGGAACCUAUUCCAGCCAUGGAAAAAGUUCUCAAUAUGACUUUAAAGAUGGAAAGGAAGCUCAGGAAUUCUCUUAGUCAGAAGAACAAUGAUCUAGUUCAAGCUAAUGUUGUUCAAGGUGGUGGAGAUCAGAGUGCAGAUGAUCAACCUGUGGUUUCAGCCUUAAGCAACAACAACAAGAAGAAAUACAACAGUUGGGUAGCAGGUUAUAAGUCUAAGAAUAAACAACAGCCUCAAGAUGCUCAGCAGGUCCACAAUGCUUCUGUGAACCAAAUUGGUGAUAUAGGCCUCACUAAUGAUCAGUUUCAAAGGCUAUUGUCAUUGUUGCAGAAUCAGAAUCAAGGAAGUCAAGCAUCAACUAAUGCAGCUGUGACUGUCAACACUACUGGACUGAGACCAGAAUUCAGAAAUCCCAUGGAGAAACAUCAUGAAGGCAAGUUUAUCUCUAACCUUCAUGGAAUGUCUGUUAAGUUACCAAAUGGAGAAAUGUUGAGUGUAUCACAUAUAGGACAAGUCAAGUUGCAUAAAAACAUAUUGUUGCAGGAUGUCUUACAUAUUCCCUCCUUCACUUUCAACAUUAUAUCUGCAAGCAAGUUAGUGAGACAAUCAGGCUAUGAAAUCAUUAUGAAACCUAACUCUUGCACCAUUCAGGGACAUCUUUGGAAUAUGGAUGGUUUUGCUAAGGAAAGAGAUGGAUUAUACAUACUUUCUGAUCCACCUAUGAAGAAGCAGAUGUGUGGUGUGAAUGAAGAAUCUGAUAUACUUUGUAAUGGUUUUUCUCUGCAAUUGUGUCUGGAUUGGCCUGAUGAUUUUUGGGGCCACUGUAUCCUACACUCCUCUUAUUUGAUUAAUAGACUUCCUACUGAUGUUCUAAAUGGUAGCACUCCAUUUCAGAUAUUGUUUGGGAAGGAUGUGGAUUAUGAGCAUUUCAGAUCCCGUUGGUUGUUUAGCUUUUGCUGGCAACUAUUUCACCAGGGAGGAACAAGAUGGGAUCCAAGGCCUCAAAGUACAUAUUCUUGGGUUUUCCCUGCUAAUGUCAAAGGCUACAUGUUAUAUGAUGUUAUUAACAAAGUUACUUUUGUUUCUAGGGAUGUCAAAUUCUAUGAACAUGUUUAUCCUUUCAGAGACAAAAAUCUAGAUGUCAAUAAGCCUGCAUCAGAGUUGUUUAAUCCCACCUUUCCUCUUGUUCCCAUUUCUGUUGAAGCAGAUGCUAGUUCUUUAGAGCCAACAAGAGGACAUGUUAUCCCUGCAGCCACAUCUCAAAGUUGUGACAACAACUCUGAUGGAGAUAACCAGUAG
Molecule: messenger RNA, 1476 nt
Organism: Ipomoea nil (Japanese morning glory)
Lineage: Eukaryota; Viridiplantae; Streptophyta; Magnoliopsida; Solanales; Convolvulaceae
Exons: 5
Coding region: 1-1476 (491 amino acids)
Source: RefSeq, a predicted model, not a curated record